Molecule: messenger RNA, 2789 nt
Organism: Synchiropus splendidus (mandarinfish)
Lineage: Eukaryota; Metazoa; Chordata; Actinopteri; Syngnathiformes; Callionymidae
Gene: plvapa
Product: plasmalemma vesicle associated protein a
Exons: 6
Coding region: 120-2591 (823 amino acids)
Biological process (GO): regulation of vascular permeability; positive regulation of cellular extravasation
Cellular component (GO): caveola
Source: RefSeq, a predicted model, not a curated record
AACACGGUGGAGAGGGAACGUCUCAGUGUCUUCGUCUGGUCUGGCAGCAGAAAUCCCUGUGAUGGGCUGCGGAGUCUGACACUUCAUUCUCCCGACUGAUCCUCGAACCUCACACUGCCAUGUACAGCAGCGGAUACUCCGUGGUGUCCAAGCACGGGCUGCAGGCCCAGAAGAAGAAGUACCGGUCAAAGGGCAAGAGCUGCGGUUACUACAUGCGCAUCGUCUUCUUCUUCUCGUCUCUCAUCCAGUCGCUCAUCAUCAUCAGCCUGGUGCUGUUCCUCAUCUAUGGCAAGAAGCAGGACUCGCCCUCCACCUCCCGCAUCCAGGACCUGGAGGAGUCCUUCAGCCGACUCUCCAUCGAGAAUGUGGCCUUGAAGCAGCAGAGGAAGAACCGGACCAACCUGCUCAACGCCACGCUGACCGAGAAGGCCCGGAACGACUGGGACCUGAUGAGAUGCAGAUUCAUCUCCAAUGUCUCCUCCACCAUCAUUCAGAACCUGGACAGGGACCUGCAAAAAUGUAACCGGGACCUGGCGACACUACAAAUGAAGAUCCAGCUUUCUGCCCAAUGUCAACCCUCCACAUUCAGCUUUCAGGCGAUUGGCGGCGGCUGUAACUGUGGCCACCAGAAUGAUCGUCUGAAGGCUGAACUUGAACUUCUGAAUUCCAACUUCACCCAGACGACAGAGAUCUUGAGGACUGACAAAGAGCGGAUCUCCAGAGAAAGAGACGACUACAGACUAGAGUCCAUCCAACUGAGGAGAGACAAGGCGACGCAUGAGAAGACGCUGGAGUUCGCCAGGUUCAAGUGUAAAGAGGACUUUGUUCGCUCGCUCAGCGGAAUUUCCAAUGUGUCAAAAGCCUUCCUUCAGAAGGUCGAGUCUCUCUUCACCGGCAUUCCCUUCCACAUCACCUGCAACAAGCAGAGAGAAUACCUGGAGCAGAUCAACUACAACUGCACCAGUCUGUCCAGGGACGUGGAGGACAAGUUCCAGCAGUACCUGAACAAUGUGGGCGAGCAGGUGGCCAGCAUCCAGCUGGAGAACAGCCGCCUGAAGGCUGAGAACCAGCGGCUGUUCGCAGACUACCGCUUGUGCAACCAGAACCGCACUGGGAUGAUCCUGCAGCACCGAAAGAACCUGGAGGAGGUUCAGCGCAAGAACGACCUGGAAAAGGAAGAGCUGAUUCUGGAGAAGAAGAAACUGAAUGGACAGAAGGAAGUUCUGGAGAGCAGCGUCAAACUGAAAGCCACAGAAGUGCAACACCUGAAAGAGCAAAUCAAUCUGCUCAACAGCACCUGCAGGGCUGGUGGGAUUUUCGGAGGGUCAAGACUGGGCCAGUCCAACACGUGGAACAACGGCGGAGGAUCCAGUUCUCCUGGUUUUAGCCAGAAUAGUCGAGGUGGAUUAGGCUCUAGUAGCUUUGGGUCAAAUUCAAGGUUUGGUUCGACUGGGUUCGGGCUCAAUAGGCAAGGAUCUACAGGAUUGGGUUCCACUGGCAUUGGGUCUGUUGGGACCAAUUCAAAUUUUGGGUCAGCUGGGACUGGGUUAAAUAAACAGAGCUCACCAGGGUUAGGCUCCACGAGCAUCGGGUCAACUGGAUCCGGGUCAAGCUUCGGUUCCAUUGGAUCCGGGUUGAAUAAGCAGAGCUCAACUGGGUUAGGUUCCACAGGCUUUGGAUCAACAGGAUCCAGUUCAAAUUUUGGUUCGACUGGAUUAAAUAGACAGAGCUCAACUGGGUCAGGCUCCACAGGCAUUGGAUCAACAGGAUCCAGUUCAAAUUUUGGUUCGACUGGAUUAAAUAGACAGAGCUCAACUGGGUCAGGCUCCACAGGCAUUGGAUCAACAGGAUCCAGUUCAAAUUUUGGUUCGACUGGAUUAAAUAGACAGAGCUCAACUGGGUCAGGCUCCACAGGCAUUGGAUCUACAGGGUCCAGCUCAUAUUUUGGUUCAACUGGAUCUGGGUUAAACAGACAAGGAUCUACAGGACUGGGCUCCACAGACGUUGGGUCAAAUAAGCAGAGCUCAACUGGGUUAGGUUCUUUAGGUUUUGGGUCGGCUGGGUCUAGCUCAAGUUUUGGUUCAACAGGGUCCGGGUUAAAUAAGCAGAGCUCAACAGGGCUGGGGUCUUCCAGCCUGGGGCUUAACAAGCAAGGGUCCACUGGGUCGGGUUCUGCAUCCUCUAGCUCCAGUGAAACAAGUCUGAACAAACAAGCAAGCAGCGGGAGGAGCUCCUCAUUUGGGUCCACUGGAUCAAGCACAAGUCAGAGUUCAACCGGGACCAGUUCUAGUAAAGAAACUGAGUCAACAAGCUCAACAAGUAGAAGCUCCGGAUUUUCCUGGUUCGGGUUAGGAUCCAGCAGCAGUAAACCCAGUACCGGAUCUGGAACUGGAACCGGAUCUGGAACUGGGACUGGAACUGGAACUGGGACUGGAAGGGGAUCAAGUGGCUCUUCAUUCAGCCUGGGAACAAGAACAAGCAGCUUCGGAGGCGGCUCAGUCAGUGUCGCUCAACAUCUUCAAGACCUGCAGCGGAUCAUCAACCCAUCAGCACCUCAGGAGAAACAGGAGCUGUCUCACAUGCUGGGUUAGUCCAGCCAACCACUGUCCUUCCCCGUCCUAAAAGAAGUGUAUAAGCUGUUUGCAUAAAUGUGCCGUAUUUAAACCAUGUUUAUACAGAAGAAUCCACAUCUGAAUAAUCUUUUGCACUUUUUGAUAUAAACUGUGAAGUUUCUAUCACUUGUAUUUACCUAGUAUUUGAGUUCAAAUAAAAAAAUAAAAAAAAGCCUU